GAGGACAUCUGCUUGAGAGGGGCUGCACUUUGGCUUUCCAUUUAGAACCUUUAGAAGUUUAACUUUGAAAAGUUGGGAGCUUCAGCCCCAGCAAGUGAGUCUUCAGGCCUUCAACAUUUGUAAGAUUGUGUGAAGAUGACUGGACACAUCUUCAUACACCUGCUCUGGCUUGUGUGUUUCUGUUCGGCAGGCCAUCAGCCAGAUGCUGCUCACAUGACAGUGAAGAUGCGGAAUGUCAGGCAGGCAGCUGGAUCUCUGGCCAGCAAGGUGGUCCUGCCCUGUCACUUCUCCAUGAUGUCAGAUUCUCCUGGCGUCGUGGACACGCACACCACAACGCCCGCCCCUGGUGACGGCCUGAGUCCCGAAGACCAGUUCAGGAUCAAGUGGGUGAAGGUGGAGAGCUGGGAGAAACCGGAGGAGUCUCAGGAGACGUUGGUGCUGGUGUCCCACAAUGGGAAGGUGAAAAUGGGGGUGAGCUUCAUGGACAGGGUGUCUGUGCCCAACCACCCGCUUUCAGUCGGAGACGCUUCUCUGAUGAUUGAGAGGGUCAGGGCGAGUGACGCAGGCCUGUACCGCUGCGAGGUGACGCGUGGGAUCGAGGAUACCCAAGACACCGUCAGCCUCAGUGUCUCCGGUGUGGUGUUCCACUACAGAGCCAACAGCAGCCGAUACUCUCUGAACUUUGCUGCGGCCUCAGAGGCGUGCCGUAUUGUGGAUGCUACCAUGGCUACACCUGAACAGCUGACGGCUGCUUUCGAGGACGGCUUUGACCAAUGUGAUGCAGGCUGGCUCGCUGACCAGACAGUCAGAUAUCCAAUCACUAUUCCUCGUCCCGGCUGUUCAGGUGAUCUGCUACAGCGACCAGGUGUUCGAACGUAUGGCCUCCGUGACCCUGCAGAGAAAUACGACGUGUACUGCUUCGUGGAUAAACUGAACGGUGAGGUCUUCUAUCCUUCCUCCGUCAAGGAUAAACUCACCUGGCAGCAGGCAAAGGAGGAGUGUGAGAAACAGGAUGCUGUGUUGGCGUCGCCCGGCCAUCUGUUUGCAGCCUGGAGGGCGGGGCUUAAUCGCUGUGACUACGGCUGGCUGUCUGAUGGGAGUGUCCGGUACCCCAUCACUGUUGCCCUGCCUCAGUGUGGAGGAGGCAUGCUGGGGGUCCGCACGCUCUACAAGUACAAAAACCAAACUGGCUACCCCGAUCCAACAGACAGACAUGGGGCCUUCUGCUUCAAAGCUAAACUGCCAGAACUGACCAUUAGUGCACAGACAAAUCCACCGAUGAGACUUAACAUCCCCACAGACACUACAACACCCUUCCAACCGAUGAGACUUUACAUCCCCACAGACACUACAACACCUUUCCAACCUAAAACAACUGAAGUUCAAACCAGAACACCGGAUCACGCAGACCUCACCACACCCUUUGCUGGUGACUAUGAUUAUUUAGACCAUCAUAGACCCUUAGUAGAGUCUGUGCCACAUACAGAGGAUAUUUCCCCCCCAUUAGAGCCAUAUACUAUACCAAAAAUCCACUCAGAACCUCUACACCUGGAUAUGGAAAACUUCACCUCAGGAGCACCUGUAAAAGAAGAGCAAGCAACUAUGAGCCCUUCAUCCUCCCCAAAGAUUGCCCUACCAGAUACAGGCCUCCCAUCCACCGCCAUGGAAGUGGUGAAUGAAACUCAACUCGUAUUCAAAGACGGAGCCCCUCCUAUGAUCCACUUGGACAAGCCUUUAUCCCUUCUUCUGGGAGAAGAGUCAUCAACCGGACAACCUAUCCAGGUCAUAUUAGUCGGUGUGCCGAAAGCAAACGAGUCAGUGGACGAUAUCCUAAAACUGCUGAGCAAGCCUGUAGAUCUCUCCAAGCCUUUGCACUUCAACACUACUGACACCGGGAGUGUAGGGUCUGACCACCUUUUGCAGGGAAUAAUCAGCUUUGCAGACGACAGCCGCAAGGCAACGUUAAAGCCAGACUCUCCAGAGGAGGCUCGAAGGGAUCAGUUUGAGACUGCCAUACCUAUCCUGGUGCCAGAGGAGAAGAUUCCUGGGAGAGAAGGGGACCCAAGCAUUGAACCAUUUUACUACACUAAGGAUAUACAUACAGAGACCAGUGAAGAUGUCCCAACAGACUUGCAAGGACUUACAACUCAAGUAAAAGAUGAUGCGGCCACCACCACAUUUUCACCUAAGUUCUCAACUACCACACUGUCAGAUACAGUCCUUCCUGGUGCCACCUCCACACAUGGAGUCAUGAGGGCUGGCACUCCGUGGGAGGGUUCUGCAGAUGGUGCACUUCCAACCCCUGCUGCCAGUUUGUUGGGUGUGAUGACUGACGAGACAGAGGUUGGAGGGACAGAACCUUCAACUUUUAUCCCAGACACAUUGUACCAGAUAACUACUAUCCAGGGACAUGUGCGAGAUGUUGAAGGGUCUGCUUCUGGAGACAGUGAGGCCUCAGGGCAAUUUGUUUAUCAACCAGAUAAAGAUAGAACAACUACCCCACUACCACCCCACCACUCCCCUGUUCCCACCCAGACACCUCAAUCUGCAGAAGAUACCAAAAUAAUAGAGGAGGCUAUAGUGGGACAGGAGGUCCAUGGAGUUAUGGAGACAGGCUCAGGUGCAGAGCAGCCAACUGAAGAGGAGAAAGACUCUGAGAGAAAAGAUGGUCUGGUUGACCUGCCUGUAGAGGUUGGCGUCGGUGUUUUACCAACUCCUAAAGACCAAGUCACAUCUCAAAUACAGGACACCACCUCCAAAAUCAGCAUGCCCAUCAUAAUCCCCACACGAGUGGAUUUGCCAACACUUUCAAGCUCUUCCUUCCUUUACACUUUUGACCGGAGUUCCCAAUCUGUCCCUCAGUGGGCUCUGAGUCCUGAUCCUUCAGCCUCUCCUUUACCAGAGGAUGAAUUAGACUAUCAUGAAAUAAGCAAGCCUGGUUUUUUGGAGUCGCAUCCAAAGACCCCAGUUGACACUGGAGCUACAGGACAGACAGAGACAGGCACUGGUUUAGUUCCUUCCGUGGAGGACAGCUCUGUGGAUGUCAAAGAUCUCCUUUCUUGCGCGGUGAAUGUGUGCCAGAACGGAGGCUCGUGCUACAAAAAAGAAACCCAGAGCAUCUGCGUUUGUGCACCUGGAUUUACUGGACAACACUGUGAAACAGAUGUUGACGAGUGCCACUCUAAUCCGUGCCUCAAUGGAGCCACCUGUCAGGAUGGGGUCAACUCCUUCACCUGUCUCUGCCUGCCCAGUUACACAGGAGAUUUCUGCGAACAAGACUCCGAGGUGUGUGAACUUGGCUGGCACAAGUUUCAGUCCCACUGCUACAAAUACGUUGUACGCCGUCGGACCUGGGACGCCGCUGAGAGGGAGUGUCGGCUCCACGGCGCCCACCUGGUCAGCAUCCUGUCACAGGAGGAGCAGAUGUUUGUCAACCGCCUGGGCAGUGACUACCAGUGGAUCGGCCUGAACGACAAGAUGUUUGAGAGAGACUUCAGGUGGACCGACGGCAGCCCAUUGCAAUAUGAUCACUGGAGGCCAAACCAGCCGGACAGCUUCUUCCAGUCAGCAGAGGACUGUGUGGUGAUGAUCUGGCAUGAAGGAGGGCAGUGGAACGACGUGCCCUGCAACUAUCACCUGACCUUCACCUGCAAGAAGGGGACAGUGUCAUGCGGCCAUCCGCCUAUGGUGAAGAACACUAAGGUGUUUGGUGAUAAGAAGUCUCACUAUGAGAUCAACUCCAUCGUUCGUUAUCACUGCAAACCUGGUUUCAUCCAGAGACACAAACCAAUUAUACACUGCCAGCCCAAUGGCCAGUGGGAGGUGCCCAAAGUCACCUGCAUUAGCCCUGCAACGUUCCACGACUCAAUUGCUCUUCGACGCAACAUCAUUCAGAAAGAGCAGCAAACCAGGCACCACACCCACCACGCCAAGACUCACGAGGAGCACCAUCAAAGCCGAGAGCAAGAACAGAGUCACAACAUGCUGCAAAGUGUCCCCAACCCCUUUGAGAACCAAAUCCGGCAGGCGCUUCCAAACAACUGGAAGUUGCAGGCCAAUGAACAGAACCAGGAGUAGACAGGCCGCUCGAAAACAUCUGAGAUGGUUGUAGAAGAUCAGGUUUGUGAAAGGAAGUAGUUAUUGUUGGCUGGCCUUAUUGGAGGCAUCAACAGACAGAAACAGUGUUUUACACUGAACUGCCUAUCAGCGACAAGAACAUUGGAUUGACCACAAACAUUCCAGGAUGCACAUCGUAACACAAGUGACCAUUUAGGUUUUUGUUUUCCACUAAGUGAUUGUGCAGUUUUCACACAUCACUACUUUUAGGUCACUAAUAUACUUUUUUGUUUUGUUGUUUUUUUUUUCUUUACAACUUUAAAAAGUGAUAGUUUUCCUUUUUUCUUCUAAUAGUAGUACAAACAUAUAACCACCUGGGACCUGCUUAUAGCCUAUUUAUGUUUUGCCAAAGAGUUUUCCUUUUUAACAUCCACUUUUGAUCACAGUAAGUACCAGAGAAGAUUACAGUACCGCUCUCAUUUUCGAGCUGUUUAAAACUUUGAAAUCUUGUGUUGUACAUGGAUGCCCAAUCCUGGUUCUCAAGGGCCACCUUCCUGCAUGUUUUAGACGUUUCUCAGGAUAAGAAUAUUACAGCGAAAUUAACUGUUCCCUUAUGGUGUCAGGAAAUGAAAAGCACAGUACAAGAAAGGGGUAAAGUAUUUACAAGAUAAAAUCAAACAAAGAAAUGGUCUCAAUUAGUAUCUUAGUUAGUUAUUGCGCAUGAAUGUUGCACACUGGUUAUUCCACAUACAUUCCACAUUCGUUUGCACAUGUAUUUGCACUGUGGAACUAUUCAGUACCAUGAUGGCUGUGGUAAAAGCUGUUUUUUUAGUCUCUUUGUUUUAAUGCUCCUGUAGCUCCUGCCUGAUGGCCGGCGUUGUGACCCGGAUGCCAGGAGCCAUUUAGAAUGUUUGUGGCGUUCCUGAGACAGUGAUCUUCUGGGCCGUGUUAGCGAUCCCCUGAAGUCUUUUUUCCUUGGUGCAGCUAGAGAACCACACACAGAUACUGUAGCACGAUGCUCUCAAUGCAGCAGUGACAGAAUGACACCCACAGUUUUUGACAGAGGUUAUUUAUUUAUUUUUUUGUCUGAAGGCUUUUAGAAAAUAGAGUCUCGGGUGUAUUUGCACCCCAGGUCAGGUUUUUCACGAUAUGAACUCUCAAAUGAAAGUCUGACACCCACUCCUCACAGUCCAGGUGUGUCUCUCAUUUGACACACCUGAGUUGAAUGAAUGAGCGAUUUAACAGGCUUCUGCAGAAUUUUGAAGGCAUGAAGAAGAGCAGGGAAACAACUAAAACAUGUAGGAUAGUGGUCCUCGAGGACCAGGAUUGGGUUACUAUUGUAUUAAGACGUUCACAUGUUGGUAAAUUCUGUCUUGAGCUCAGUCUUAAUUUGGUUAUAUGAACUUGACUUUUUUUGUAGCUAACCUUUGAGUCAAACUCAGGUCCUAUUCUAGGCCCAGAUCUGGAUCUUUUGAUUUCUUGUUCUUUGAGAACUUACCUGAACCCUGUUGUCUGCAGCUCUCAGUUCAUCUACGAAGACUAUAGGAAACUAGGACAGUAGAAUAAUUAGGUAAUGAUGUAAAAUAGUUGUUUUGCACAUGCUGAGUUGGCGUCUUUGGCCUCUGUCCAUUCAGUCACAAACUUUUACUGGUGCUGAAACGUUUAGCGUUUGAACAUGUGGUACUGAAUGAGUCCUUCCACAACGUUCUCCCUCAUUAAUGUAGUUGUUUAUAGCUGCUGUGAAUGUGUUGAUCCUUUUGCAGUCAUGUGUUGAACUGCAAAUUCUGAGUAUAUGGACUGCCAUUUAUUAAAUGCAAAUCAUUAACACAUUUAAUCAUGCAUUUCAAAGCAAGUAUACUAGAGACCUUUAUCGCUGGACUGAUGCCUUUUCUCUGUGUCGAACAGUUCAUGGUAAAAAGAAAAAAAGUCUGUUUGGUGAAGUUCAGCCGUUUUGGUCACAGAACAGGGUUCGUCUGACCUGUGCUUAUUCUGAAAUCUUAAGUGAAAGCUACGCUGUGGGAAAAAUCUUUUCAAAACAACUUUUUAUUUACUGUAAUGAGCUCUUCCACAAGAGCUCUCAUUUUAAUCUCCUUCUUUGUUUAUGUCCGUGUUUUCUCAUGGGAAACUCCUGAGAAGACUUUUAUGAACGUUUAAGCUCACAUGACUUAAAAAGGGUAGAAUGUAGGUCACCAAGUGCCACUAAGUGAGCUUAUACAAUUUAUACAUACUAUACGCCCUGUCUACACUACUCUGAAUAUUUUGUCAAAAAUAGUUUUUCUUCUUUUAAUUAAAAUGUUUAAUUGCAUUAAUUCAACAAAAAUGCAGAAAUUUCCACACUGCACCACUAGGUGGUGAAAACACCCACUUACAACACAUUAAAAUACGUAUAAAGGACAUUCUCUGCGUUAUAGAUUCUAUUAAAGCCUUUCCUUUGAUACAGUUUAAAAAUUCCUCAGUUAUUGAUUGUUUUCUGUGCACGAUUAAAAUUUAAUAUCAACAGAAUCAGAAUAACGCAAGACAGACAAAAUAAUUAUAAAAAGGCUUCUCUAGGACUGAAAGUAGGAAUGAUCAUCUGAAAAUUAGGCUGAUGUGUCAUUGUUUCAGAACAGUUGUGUUUUUUUUUGUGUGUGUGUCCGCACAGACAGACACAAAAAACAGUUUUGAAAAAUCUACAUAAAAAAACAUCUUUACAAAAUCCUUUUUUUCUCUUACUGAAAACAGAUAAGAGGUGAAUAAGUAUUAGGAAAUCUAUUUAAAAUAUUUGGAGUAUGUAGGAUAGGGCCAUAGAAUUCAUAUAAAGUUAUGUGUAAAAAUAUUAAGACUUUGAUUUUUUUAAAAAUAAGAAAAAUAACAUUUAUCCCAUGAGAUUAUAAAUGUUUUCUCAAGACUCUUAUGCUCUGCUUUCUAUGUUUUACUGCACAGUAGAAAUAUAGUUUUUUUUACAUUGAAAAUCAAUAAAACAUUGAAAAAAAAUCUGUCUGACUGCAAAUUUUGACCAAAGCUAAAUGAAAAAUUCUUGCUUUUGUAUCUUUUUAAAUAACGCUUUCAAUGUAAUCUAUUCACAUUGUUUUGGUUAAUUAUGCAAACACACUAAGAAAAAACAAACCUAGAACAUAUAAGAAAAAAAAAACACUAAAAAUACAUCAUCUGCAGUUGCUCACACACUCCUUUAAUAAAAAAAAACACAAUGCAAAUUAGUCAUUUGACAUAAUUAGUUUACUAUUUUUAUUUAGAUUAUUGCAAAUGUGUUGUUAAUAGUCUUAUCACUUUAAAAUGUUACGUCAGAGCAGUUUCAUUUUAUUUAGUUUGAGCUGCUUUGGUAUGAUUCCCCAUGUAGAUUUUUGUACAGAUUUUAGAUGAGAGAAGUUUUUAUUGAAAAAAAAAAUAGGAACAAACCCUAAAUGCACACAGAAUUAAAGCAUUAUGAAUGUGCAAUAUGGUUAUUAACCCUAAAAUAUUUAACAUAGAUACUUUAUGAAGCCAUAUGAGUUUAACUUAUUGCAUACUUUAACAAUGAAUGGACUGUGACAAUAAAUAAAGUUAAUUCAAACUGAAGUGAUUUCUUUAAUAUCGAUGUUUGCUGUUUACAGUUUCCUGUCAUGAUGCUUCUGGUUGAAAUCAUUCAAAAAUACAAUUGCCUUUUUUGAGGGAUUUUUUAUGUUCAUAGUGUUAAAACUACUUUCCACUACGAUUUCAAUCAAAAUCAGUCCAAUAAAGUCACCAUCAACAUAUUUCAUUGCUUCUAGGUAACGCUGAAAUUUUAAAGUCUCCACAUGCUUGUUUUUGAUCUUUCUUUUUUUUUUUUUUUUUUGCUACAGAUCUGGAAUCUGUGUUUUAACUUUAAAUCUAUGGAAACGUGAAAGUAAAUCAUAGAAAAGGUGUCAAGAUGCUCUUUUUAAUGUAUAUAUUUUUUCUACACUAUGAAGCUACUAUGUUUACUGUCUCUGUGGCAUGAAAAGCCUUUUUAUGUAAUCAUUGUUCUAUAUAUUAAAACUGUUCUGUUGUUUAAUUUCAGCUGUGUAUGCAAUAAAAUGAGCUGUUCUACA
Molecule: messenger RNA, 8102 nt
Organism: Austrofundulus limnaeus
Lineage: Eukaryota; Metazoa; Chordata; Actinopteri; Cyprinodontiformes; Rivulidae
Gene: vcanb
Product: versican b
Exons: 16
Coding region: 136-4077 (1313 amino acids)
Biological process (GO): glial cell differentiation; cell adhesion; skeletal system development
Cellular component (GO): synapse; perineuronal net
Molecular function (GO): hyaluronic acid binding; calcium ion binding
Source: RefSeq, a predicted model, not a curated record